AUGGAAGAGAUGACUCCAGCAGUUGCAAUGACUCUAAGCUUCGCCAACACAAUCUGCGACUCGUCGCCUGUAGAGAUCACUCAGCUCAAGAACGUCACCGAUUCCGCUGACUUCAUACCUGAUCCCGCAACCGAAACAACCGAUUGUGCCAUGGACGAAGAAGAAGAUAACAGCGCGGUGAUAAGCGAGGGAUUGUUAGUCGUCGAUUCGAGCUCUGAGCUAAGCUUGAUGGAGAUCGACAACGGACGAGUCCUCGCGACGGCGAUCAUCGUCGGCGAGUCUACAAUCGAGGAGGUUCCAACAGCGGAAGUUGUUAUCGCCGCCGCCGGUGCGAACGUGGAGGAGGAUGGUUCUCCGGGUCUAACGGCUUCAGAGGUUGUGAUUCGGUUGCCGGAAGAUAACAGCAACAGUAAUACGACGGCGAGAGGGAGGAGCGUCUAUGAGCUAGAUUGUAUACCGCUUUGGGGGACGGUUUCGAUCCAAGGAAACCGAUCGGAGAUGGAGGAUUCCGUCGCCGUGUUGCCUCAUUUCAUGAAGUUACCGAUCAAGAUGCUAAUGGGAGAUCAUGAGGGUAUGAGUUUAAGCCUCACUCACCUCACUGGUCACUUCUUUGGUGUUUACGAUGGUCAUGGAGGCUAUCAGGUUGCUGACUAUUGCCGAGACAGGCUCCAUUUUGCUUUAGCGGAAGAGAUCGAGCGGAUAAAAGACGAGUUGUGCAUGAGGAACACAGGGGAAGGCAGGCAGGUGCAGUGGGAGAAAGUGUUCACGAGGUGUUUCUUAAACGUUGAUGGUGAGAUUGGAGGGAAGAUUGGGAGAGACGUUGUUGGUUCUUCUGAGAAGGCUUUUGAGGCGGUUGCUUCUGAGACUGUUGGAUCAACCGCUGUGGUUGCUUUGGUUUGCUCGUCGCAUAUUGUGGUCUCUAACUGCGGUGACUCCAGGGCGGUUUUGUAUCGUGGCAAAGACGCCAUGCCCUUAUCAGUCGAUCACAAACCAGAUAGAGAGGAUGAGUAUGCGAGAAUAGAGAACGCUGGAGGGAAAGUUAUACAGUGGCAAGGAGCGCGUGUUUUUGGUGUUCUUGCCAUGUCUAGGUCCAUUGGUGAUAGGUAUCUGAAGCCGUAUGUGAUCCCAGAGCCGGAAGUGACGUUCAUGCCGCGGUCAAGAGAGGACGAGUGUCUGGUGCUAGCGAGUGACGGUCUUUGGGAUGUGAUGAGCAACCAAGAAGUUUGUGAAGUAGCGAGGAGACGGAUCUUGAUGUGGCACAAGAAGCAUGGUGCGCCGGCUAUAGCGGAGAGAGGGAAAGGAGCGGAUCCGGCUUGCCAAGCGGCGGCUGAGUACUUAUCCGUGCUUGCUAUGCAGAAGGGAAGCAAAGAUAAUGUCUCCGUUGUUGUGGUUGACUUGAAAGCUCAAAGGAAGUUCAAGACCAGAGCUUGA
This is a messenger RNA of Microthlaspi erraticum, 1431 nucleotides long. The record is from the annotation of a GenBank genome assembly. Lineage: Eukaryota; Viridiplantae; Streptophyta; Magnoliopsida; Brassicales; Brassicaceae.